UCUGAGAAGGGGCGUGGGCGGUGUCAGUGUGCAGUGCGCGGACAGUCUCCUCAUUCAUCCGGCGGCGGGACAUGUUGUACUGAGCCGUACCCCGGUGACACAUCCGCCCCCCUCACACUAAGGAGAAUGCUGCGGGUGUGCAGGAAGGCCAGGGCGGCGGCGCUCGCUCAGGAGUGCCUGCGUAUUAAGACAUCACUCCACCCCCUGCGCGCUGCCAGAGCAUACGCUACCGAAGCCUCCGGACCCUCAGCUGGGAAGAUUGUUGGCGCAGGGCUACUGUUUGCUGCAGGUGGCAUUGGGGGCACCGUGCUCUAUGCUCACUGGGAUCCAAAGUUCCGUGAAAAUGUUGAAAAGUCCAUACCUUACUCUGACAAACUUUUUGAUCUUGCACUAGGACCUGCACCCUACAACCUGCCAGUGCCAAAGAAACCGCAUGAGAAGACUGGACCCUUAAAAAUCUCCUCGGUUGCAGAAGUAAUGAAAGAAUCCAAACAGCCUAAAAAAGAGACUGUAGGGGCACCACCAGCAGGCAGUGAAAGUUCAGAAGCUUCAUUGCAUGUAGCACAGAUUCUUUCUGCAACCGGUGAUGCCCUUUCAGUCCCAGCUCCUGUUGUGCAUGAAGAGGCGACCUCCAAGGCACCGAAAGCAACGGAGCAGAAACCAGAACACCAUGGUAGCUCAGAAGCUGAGCACUGUAAGGAGUGUGAGCAUGAGGAUAAACACCAUCUGAAGGAACGGCCUGCAGAGGAGGUGGCUGCUCGCCUUGUUCAGCAAGACAAGGCAGAGAGGGAGAAGAUAGACUCUAUAGCCGCAGUCCUGGAGGAAGCACUGGGUGGCACUGCCCGGAUCACACUCCAAGCCAUCUCAUCCCAGGAGGCUGCAGUGCAAGCCGUUAACUUCCACGCCCAGAAACUGAGAGAGGCCAUGGAAGACACUCAGGUUCCUGCAGAGCACAAGUCCUUGCAGUGGAGGGAUUUGGAGGAUGCCUUGAAGGUGCGCAGCAGAGCUGUGGAUGAAGCAGCAGAUUCUCUUCUUAAAGCAAAGGAGGAGCUGGAACGAAUGAAGGGUGUUAUUGAUGAUGCCAAGAAGAACGCUCUUAAUGGAGCCAAGCCUCACAUUAUUUCAGCCGAAGAGAACCUCCAUCGUAUGAUCGUGGACCUGGAUAACGUUGUCAAAAAAGUACAGGCAGCCCAGUCGGAGGCAAAGAUCGUAGCCAAGUACCAUGAACUGGUGGCCGUGGCAAGAGAAGACUUCCAGAAAGAGCUGGACAGUGUCACCCCAGAGGUGCAGUCUGGCUGGAAGGGCCUCAAGAUUUCCGAUGUAGCUGGAAAACUCGGCACCGAGGACCUGAACUCUCUCAUCGCCCAUGCCCACCGCCGCAUCGACCAGUUACACAAGCAGCUAGCAGAGUCCCGGGUGAGGGAGCAACAGCACAUCGAGACGGCUCUAGAAAGGCAGAAGCUGGAGGAUAAGCAAGCCCUGGAGUUUGCUGUGAGUAAAGCCCUGGAGCAUUACCGCGCCGAGAUCCAACUGGAGCAAGACAAGAAGGUGGAGGAGGUUCGGGAGGUGAUGGAGGGGGAGAUGAGAACACAGCUACGCAGACAAGCGGCUGCACACACCGAUCAUCUGAGGGAUGUCCUUGGCGUACAGGAACAGGAGUUCAAGGCAGAGUUCCAGCAGACUCUCUCUGAGAAGCUCUCUGAGCAAGAAAUGCAGUUCAGACGCCUUUCUCAGGAACAGCUGGAUGGUUUCACGCUGGAUAUUAACACUGCCUAUGCCAGGCUGAAAGGCAUUGAGCAGGCUGUGGAAGGGCAUGCUGUAGCUGAAGAGGAGGCCAGGAAGGCCCAUCACCUCUGGUUAUCUAUUGAAGCUUUAAAGUUCACCCUGAGAACAGCCUCUGGCGAGAGCCCCACCGAGCCCCUGGAGAGUGCCGUACAGGGGAUCAAAGCCAGCUGCUCCAGUAAUGAAUUCACAGAAGCCCUGACCUCUGCACUCCCCCAUGAGUCCCUUCACCGAGGUGUUUAUAGUGAGGAAGCCCUCCGCGCACGCUUUUAUACCGUCCGUAAUCUAGCCCGCCGGGUGGCCCUCAUUGACGAAACCAGAAACAGUCUGUACCAAUACCUCCUCUCCUAUCUGCAAUCCCUUCUCGUAUUUGAACCGAAGCAGCUAAAACCUCCAAGUGAGUUGACCUCUGAGGAUCUGGACACAUUCAAACUGCUCUCUUACGCUUCCUACUGCAUCGAGCACGGCGAUUUAGAGCUGGCAGCUAAAUUUAUCAAUCAGCUGAAAGGAGAGUCUAGAAGGGUGGCCCAAGACUGGCUGAAGGAGGCCCGUCUGACCCUGGAAACCAAGCAGGUCAUCGAUAUCCUGUCUGCCUACGCCAGCGCAGUUGGCUUGGGCACAACACAAGUACAAUGAUGUAAAGGGAAGUUUAAAUGAAGUCAGAAUUGUUGCAGUGUUGAAUCCAAAUACCCUUUUGUCACACAGAGAGAACUUUAAUUUAUAGAUUGCCGGAUGCUGAAGUGCAGUGGGAUUGGCCAAUUUGCAUACAGUGAUCAGCAAAGCGCAAUAUUUAAAGUGUCAGCCCAAUAAAUUCCAUCGAUGAUUCUGAUUUAAAAAAUCGGUUAGCGGCAUUUCUUUCUUUUCAAUAUUAGGGAUUUUUAUUACGUUUUUGGUUAUUGCUCCUGCCUUAAAAAAAACCUGGUGCAGCAGCGAGAGUCGCACUCCAAGAUCUGCAUUCUUAAUAACUGAUCUAAAAAAGUAUCUAGUAGAGCGGGAUCCCUUUUACACCUGCUGGUGGUGAAAAAUGUAUUGGGUAGAGCGUGAUUCCCUUUACACCUGCUGGUGGUGGGCAGUUCUGGUGAUCUAAGUGCACAGGGAGUACAAGAGAUAUCAGAACAUUGUCUUCCCAAGGCUGACCCUUUCCGUUGCCUUCUGCUUGUCACUGAUCCCAAUUGAAUGAAUUAUGGGCUGUGUCCUGAAAUCUCUCGGGUGUUGGAGUACCUGGUGGACUAAGUACCAACAACAUAAUUCUAUGUCUGCCUCAUCCUGGGCUUUGAAUCUUUGCAAGUCUGGCACUUAUUAUAGUAUGGGCAAUGUACCCAUUCUAGAAGAGUGGCAAAAGCAUUCAUUGGUUAUGUCAGCCUGAGUAUUGUGUGACCAGCUUUAAAUGAAUGUUGUGUGUUGCAUAUAAUGUACCCAGCUCAAGGUGUUGCCUUUACCCCUCCUAAGCACAGGGGGCAGACAUAGCCAUACCAUUGUGCCCAACAACACAGCAAUUGGGUGUGAGAUGAAAACAUAGGCUGUAAACUGGGCAACUGUUGCAUUUUUUUUUUUCUUUUUGUGCAUCUCAUUUAUAAUGCACUAUUUUCUACUAUUUUGUGAGACAAAUGGCAGAUUUAUUGCAGAAAAUGCUUGGAUUUCAGCCUAUAUAUGUUCUCCUAGUUGCUGUGUAAUUUGAGGACAGGUCCUUUUUACAAGUGCUGGAACCAGGAAGAAGAUUCAGAUUUCCCUUGUUAUAUCCUGGCAUGACACACUAAUUCCUAGGAAACAAAUGGCAUCUUCCUCACCAGAGGUUUAAUGGUUUAUCCCUUUUGUGACGUGCACUGUAAACACACAAAGUUGUGGUCUCACUAAUCGUACAUAGAAGGUCCAAGUUCUGAUUGUUUGGCUUUCUAUUAUCACAAUGAUGGGUUUGUGUUGUAUUUUGCUAACCCUUCUCACACCAGAUGACGGAAUUCCUUGGGCUUCCUGCACCUUCCAGCAACCUUUUCUCCCCUGCCCAGUGCUUUUUUAAGUUUUCAGGUUUUACUGAUCCAACCAAAAUGUAAUUUACCCUUUUCAAUUAUUCGUUAUAUAUCAGUUGGGACAUCUAAAUAAAACAAUCACUCUCAUCUUGUC
This is a messenger RNA of Rana temporaria (common frog), 3900 nucleotides long. It is a transcript of the gene IMMT, whose product is annotated as inner membrane mitochondrial protein. Lineage: Eukaryota; Metazoa; Chordata; Amphibia; Anura; Ranidae. Gene Ontology annotation, cellular component: MICOS complex. The transcript is spliced from 15 exons. Bases 127 to 2418 code for a protein of 763 amino acids. Gene Ontology annotation, biological process: cristae formation. The record is from RefSeq and is a predicted model, not a curated record.